Messenger RNA from Chondrus crispus (carragheen), 1077 nucleotides. RefSeq lists its product as hypothetical. The transcript has a single exon. Gene Ontology annotation, cellular component: membrane. Gene Ontology annotation, molecular function: glucuronosyltransferase activity. Lineage: Eukaryota; Rhodophyta; Florideophyceae; Gigartinales; Gigartinaceae. The record is from RefSeq and is a predicted model, not a curated record. Bases 1 to 1077 code for a protein of 358 amino acids.
AUGGAGAGCGUGCGCAUUGCUUACUUCGUGCAGGUCGGGCUGGACUCCGUGCCGCUGCUGCCCAGGCUGUUUGAGAGAAUACAUCACCCGGAGAAUGUGUACGUCGUGCAUGUGGAUGCCAAGGUGGACCCGGCGACGAGAAGUCGUAUUGCGGAUCUGGUAGAAGCUGAUGAGAGAUAUGUGAAGAAUAUGCACGUGAUGGAGAGUGAAAUGGUCACAUACAAGGCUAUUUCUAUGGUGACUAAUACAUUGUCUGCGAUGACGAUGGCGCUGGAAAAGUCGAGCAAUUGGCACUACUUUAUCAACCUCAGCGGCGCGGAUUACCCGCUCCUCUCCGUGGAGCGCCAGAUGUCUCUGCUUGCACGGCCUCAUGUACCCAUCGGCCGCCUCAAUUUUGUCACCUUCUUCCCCUCAAAGGAGUGGAAGCCGUACCAAUUCCGCAUCCGCAACAUGCAUUGGGACCCCGCCGCCGUGGGGUAUCAGAGCGAAAAGUCUAGGCUUAGGCUAAUACGCAGCUUAAGAGAGAACCCCCUUGAGCGACAUCGUGCCUUUGUGUUCACCAAGGCGGAGGCGUGGAUGAUCCUCUCGCGUCCGUUUGUAGCUUUUGUUGUCCGGAGCGCUUUCGCAAAGCGCAUGCUGAUCAACCAUAUGCACGUGCUCUCCGUUCCUGAGCAUUAUUUUGCUGAUGUGCUCUACAAUCACUCAUUCUGGAGGAAGACAAUUGUGCCCGAUGCACUGCGAAAAGUUGUGUGGUAUUUGCGCAACAAGCGCUCGGGGCAGCAUCCAUUUGCGCUCGACGGCGGCUCGACAGUGAUGUCGAGGUGGGAAUACAUUGCCACUACCAGAAGCUUGUUCGCCCGCAAGUUUGUAAAACCCGACUCCGAGCUCAUGGAUGCAGUUGACUUGAGGCAAAGUGGAGCGGGCCUCAACGCUAGCGACCCGAGAGUGGAUGACUUUCGCAAGGAUAGACAAAUCUUCCACAACAGAAUUGUACGCCAUUUCGACAUGCUCACCAAGAAGUCACUUGAACUGCAGGGCUAUUCAGCCCCACGCGGCGCCUUCUCAAGCUCAUACUAG